AUCGUUCUUCCUCGCUCUGCAGUGCACCGUCUUCUCAAAUCUCUCCGAAGCAAAGCAAGCUUCAUCGAUCUUCCCCUCGUGUGGUUUCUUUUUCUUAAAGGAGAAUGGCUACAGCCACAUAUCCGCCUCCUCCUCCAUAUUACAGACUCUACAAGGAUUACUCAGAAAACCCUAGUUCUGCUCCUGAACCUCCUCCUCCUAUUGAAGGAACCUACGUUUGUUUCGGAGGCAAUUAUACUACUGAGGAUGUUCUUCCGAGCUUAGAAGAGCAAGGAGUGCCUCAGCUUUAUCCCAAAGAUUCAAAUGUUGAUUACAAGAAAGAACUCAGGUCUCUGAAUAGAGAACUACAGUUACAUAUAUUGGAGCUUGCUGAUGUUCUUGUUGAGAGGCCUUCUCAAUAUGCAAAGAGAAUUGGUGAAAUAUCUUCAAUCUUCAAGAAUUUGCAUCACCUUCUCAAUUCCUUGAGGCCUCACCAAGCGGGAGCGACGCUUAUUCACAUCAUGGAACUUCAAAUUCAACAGCGAAAACAGGCCGUGGAGGACAUUAAGAGGAGGAGAGAAGAAGCACAGCGACUUCUAAAAGAUGCUUUCGUCACUUUAGAUGGACAAUAGAGUUUCUACCCAUUAUGUAAACGUGGGAUUCUCCGCAGGGGAACAUAGCCCAUUCUGAUUGUCCCAAAGCUGAAUGACACGUCGGAGAAUUAUCACCUCUUAUUCAGUAAAACAGACACGUCGGAUUACUUCACGUGGACUAAUAGGGACAUGACUUAUUCACUUCAUAGUUCUCUUAAAUAAAUACUACAAAUAGCGAUUGUGGGAUUCAUUUGUUUCCAUUAUGACUCAUUUUCUUUUGCGAUUCUAUUUAUUUUUGUCAACCAGAUUAUUUGUCUAAGGUAAAAGAAAAACUGUUGGCCAACAAAAAAUGAUAAAACAGCUAAAAUUU
Molecule: messenger RNA, 942 nt
Organism: Eutrema salsugineum
Lineage: Eukaryota; Viridiplantae; Streptophyta; Magnoliopsida; Brassicales; Brassicaceae
Product: mediator of RNA polymerase II transcription subunit 7a
Exons: 7
Coding region: 105-611 (168 amino acids)
Biological process (GO): regulation of transcription by RNA polymerase II
Cellular component (GO): mediator complex; core mediator complex
Molecular function (GO): transcription coregulator activity
Source: RefSeq, a predicted model, not a curated record